Molecule: messenger RNA, 804 nt
Organism: Labrus bergylta (ballan wrasse)
Lineage: Eukaryota; Metazoa; Chordata; Actinopteri; Labriformes; Labridae
Source: RefSeq, a predicted model, not a curated record
AUGAGCGGUACAGUCCGACGGAUCAAUCUAAGCACCGAUCCAGACACCCCCUACUUCCUGCGAGUGGACUGGGCCGUAGACCUGGGUGCUGGUUUCACAUUAGCGCUCACUGAUGGCAACUCAGCAUGGAUUGGAGAAGUUUCAGAAGACGAGGUGACAAAAGAGGCCAAAGAUAUGGAAGUCACACGAGGAAAAUAUGUUGAGGACCUUCUUCGAGCACUAACAGGAGGUGAAGAGGGGAGAGGAUCAGGAAGGAGAGGGGGCGACAAGAACGUGUAUUCUUUCCAACUCACACCAGACCACUGCCAGCUGUCGUAUCAGAAGAUCUGUAAUGACAUCUCGGUGCACUUGGGUUCUGUGGCGCUCCAGCCAGCUCCAGACCCUUUACAGCUGAACCGGGAGAUGAUUGGCCAGUCCCUAAAGCACAGCAAGGAUCUGGAGUCAGACAACUGCCAGCUGCUGGAGGAGAAUCAUAGACUGAAACAGGAGCACCAGAGAAUUCUUAGACAGCUGAAGAAGCAUGUUCAAGAUAAGGAGUUGUUGGAAAGGGAGCUGUAUUCACGUUUUGUCAUGGUGCUGAACGAGAAGAAGGCCAAGAUCAGAGGCCUGCAGGAUUCUCUGCAGCACCUCCAGCAGGCUGAUGACCAGCAGAGAGAGGAGGAGGCGAGACAAAGUGAUAAUGACACAAGUGCUGGUGAAGAUGAGAGUCAGGACCGCACAGCCGAGUCACUCCAGAGCAUUCAUCCGUCUCAGGAGCCCACUAUCCUCAUCACAGGUUUGGACGUUUAGUGUCUCAGUGCAUUU